AUGCAACAAUACAGAUGUUUGCUCUUCAUAAUUGUGUUUAUCAUUGAUUCAUCAGAAAUAUUUGGACAACAAUAUGAGUGGUCUGGCAGCUAUCAAUGGUCCGAUGAUGAAUGUAAUCAAAAACAAUGUUGGUGUCCGCAUGGAACAUUAUCUGUUAUUAGUAAUGAUACAUCAAUAGGAUUUAUUUCAAAUUUGCGUGGUCGAGAUUGUGAACAAGUAACCUUCAGUCUAUGGUCACCGUAUCCGAGUGAUCUUGUUGGGCUAUAUUCGGUGCCGGAUGAAAAUGAGACGCUACUUACUUUUGGUACCAUAUGUCAUAAAUAUGGCGAUGUUCAAAAUGUUUCAAUUGUACAACUCGAACUGAUCAGUGGCAAGGAGGCACAAGAUCUCUGUAGUGGUGGAUAUUUUACGACUGAAUACGAUUGUAUCGAUAAUGCAACCUCAAUAUAUGCUCAGUUUAUUAAAGUUGGCUAUUUACUGAAAAAAUACACAAAAAAAAUUUUGAUUCGUGAAAUAGGGGAGUUAGAUUUAGCGUGGGCACACCAAAAUCAAGCAUUAAAAACGUACAAAUCAACUAAAGGGUUGCAUGAUUCACUUGAUGUUGAAUUACUUAUUUAUGAUUGUCUCAGUCGAAGUUUUCGAACAAGAAAAAUGUGGAAUUUGGCUUUAGAGUGCUAUACGAAUGUCGCUCGAAUAGGUUUCAAUUUUUUUCUUCUUAAUCAUUCCGCUACACUACAUCGAUAUUUUGAUAUUGCACAAGAAUGUGAACGACGUGGUCAAUCACAAUUAGCCAUUGAUUUGCUGGCAAAAUCGAAAGUAAAACUGGAUCAACCAAGAAGAGAUAAUUUCAUCAGACGCGGUUUUACAUCGUUAUAUAGAUGGUGA
Rotaria socialis is the source of this 885-nucleotide messenger RNA. The record is from the annotation of a GenBank genome assembly. NCBI's taxonomy places the organism in Eukaryota, Metazoa, Rotifera, Eurotatoria, Philodinida, Philodinidae.